AUGGUCCGUCCCAGGGUCUUUUUCGACAUUGCCAUCGACGGCUCCCCCGUUGGAAGGGUGAUCUUCGAGCUCUUCAGCGACACCGCACCAAAAACAUGCGAAAACUUCCGUGCGUUGUGCACCGGCGAAAAGGGCCUCUCGGCUCUCUCCCAGCGGCCGCUCUACUACAAGGAUAGCAUCAUACACCGCUCCAUUAAGGGUUUCAUGAUCCAGGGAGGAGACUUUACUAAACGUAAUGGCACGGGGGGCGAGUCCAUCUACGGAGGAACCUUUGCCGACGAAGACCUCACACGAGCCCUUGACUCAGAAGGGCUCCUAUGUAUGGCCAACAAGGGGCCCAAUACUAAUGGCUCCCAAUUCUUCGUUACCCUCCGCGAAUGCCCCCACCUAAACGGUAAACACGUCGUUUUCGGUCGCGUAUUGCGUGGCUACGCCGAGGUUGUAGAGAAGAUUGUAGAUGUCCCUGUUGACGAGAAGGACCGCCCCAGUGUACCCGUGACGAUUGGUAACUGCGGCGAGCUCGUCCUUCGCGCCAAACCUGUAUCACAACAACCACAGCUGGAAGCUGUGGGCUCAGACAGCGAGAGCGAUCGCUCGGAAAACGACGACAAGCGGCGCUCGCGCAAGAAGCGCAGGCGCCACCGCUCUGAAAGCCGCGACAGUGAUCCAGAUGCGUCUGGCGACGACGCGCGUGAACGGCAACAUCGCAAGAAGAGCAAGCGCAAGUCGAAGUUGAAGAACAAGAGUGAGCGCACUGGCGCACGCUCCUCUCCGCGUGCAGAUGGAGACCAGAAUCAGCCACAAUCGCACGCAGAACCUGAGGAAGAGACGGAAGAACAGUAUGAUGCGCGGUUAGAGCGAGAGGAGAACGAAAGAUUGGAAGCGGCAAGGAAGAAAGAAUUGGAGCGGUUGAGGCGGAAGCUGGAACAUGAAAAUGCCCCCUCUACAAAUGGCGUCAGAUUCAAGGGUCGUGGGCGCAUGAAGUAUGUUGAUCCUGAAAUGCGCGCACACCGUGACGAUUAA
Fibroporia radiculosa is the source of this 1023-nucleotide messenger RNA. RefSeq lists its product as uncharacterized. The transcript is spliced from 8 exons. Gene Ontology annotation, biological process: protein peptidyl-prolyl isomerization. The record is from RefSeq and is a predicted model, not a curated record. Gene Ontology annotation, molecular function: peptidyl-prolyl cis-trans isomerase activity. Lineage: Eukaryota; Fungi; Basidiomycota; Agaricomycetes; Polyporales; Fibroporiaceae. The coding region runs from base 1 to 1023 and encodes 340 amino acids. Gene Ontology annotation, cellular component: intracellular membrane-bounded organelle.